Triticum turgidum subsp. durum (durum wheat) is the source of this 399-nucleotide messenger RNA. Lineage: Eukaryota; Viridiplantae; Streptophyta; Magnoliopsida; Poales; Poaceae. The record is from the annotation of a GenBank genome assembly.
AUGCCCGGCUCCACCGUGGUGCUCAUCGGCGCCUUCAUGGCCGCGCUUCUCGCCGUCUCCCUCUCCACCGUCGUCCUCUGCUCCAACCGGCGCCAGGCGUCACAGCAGAGCGUUGUCGACUUCGAGCUCGGCCUGGGGCAGCCGUGCCCGUGCGGGAUCGACAAGGCCGCGUACCCGACAACAGUGUAUUCGUCGGCUGCGAGCCAGAUGGCUGCCGCCGCCACGUCGGUUAAAGAAGAUGGCCGGGCGCCGGGAGACACGACGUGCGCGGUGUGCCUGACGGAGUAUGCAGACGGCGACGACCUCCGGUGGCUGCCCAGGUGCCGGCAUGCGUUCCACCGGUCGUGCGUCGACGAAUGGCUGCGCCGGCGCCCAAGCUGCCCGCUCUGCCGCACGUAG